Folsomia candida is the source of this 3089-nucleotide messenger RNA. RefSeq names its product RUN domain-containing protein 1. Bases 1074 to 2879 code for a protein of 601 amino acids. The transcript is spliced from 10 exons. Lineage: Eukaryota; Metazoa; Arthropoda; Collembola; Entomobryomorpha; Isotomidae. The record is from RefSeq and is a predicted model, not a curated record.
UAAAAUUUAUUCCAUUGGUUUUGCGGUUUUUCCACCGUUCCUCUCUCCACUCUAGAUAAAACCUGAAUGAAAAUUUCCUCCCGGACAUGGCUUCCUGUCAGCAAACAUAAGAGGAUAACGAAAGACUAAGCUUGUUGGCCAUUUAUUUUUAGACGCAUUACAAUGAUUCGUUAGGAGAUCAUUGAUGUUCCGUCCCGUAUUUUAAUGCCCCUCGAGGACAAGAGAAAGUAAUUCACUACUUAAAAGGACAUCAAAAUUCUGCCUUUGUUCUCCUGAGAGACACAGAAAAAGGACACGUUCAGAGUGAAAACUGACUUUAAGCUAACAAAGUUGGGAAGCUAUCUACGUACAACAUCUAAAUACAAUAUAUGGCGAAAACUCAAUUCUUCCCCAUAGAACUGGAGGUUUGCUGUAUAGUAAAUAUGUAGGUAUCGAUCCAGAGAAGAACGAACGAACGACGGUUUUAGCAGACCAGCAUAGUUCCAAAUAAAGAUUGGGAUUGGCUGCAAGGUUUACGUACAUCUGGUCGACUCUGGAACUCCCACACACUUUUCUUCCUCCAGAGCACGUCAUCAGCUCAGGAAUGACAUGGUGAUGCUCUAUUUUUCCUCUCCAGCAAGUAUUGCAACAUUAUUCUGGUCAUGGUCUCUCUUCUCGUGGUGGUGAAAGAAGAUGUGCGUGAUGGCAGUGGUGAAAGUUAUUCUUGGUUUCAGUCCAACUGGCAAUAUUUGUGAUCCGUCAUCCGUGUGGAGAACAUCUCGUUAAACCCUUCUCGUUUCACUACCAGCAGUGCUUUCUCUCUUCCUGUUUUGAAAAUAGUCGACCCCUUCGAGUGGGGGAAGUUGGAUCGCUAUAAUUAAUCUCUAGCUUUGAAUUAAUACGGAAUCGAUAAUAGGCUAGAAAGUUGGUCUACGCAGUGGGACCCACGACCGUUUUCAUGAGGGUUGUUCUGGCCAGUAUAGUUUUUUAAUAUAGUUUUGAGACUGGUAUAGUAAGCGAGCAAGGCUCAAAAAAUUAAGUCUGAGCAGAGAGAUCUGUCUAGAUCUGUCUGGUAGAGAGACCCGACUCAAAUCAUGACUUCAGAACCAGGAGAAAAAGUCGUAUCAUCUUCCUCCCUGCAUUUGGAAAGUCUUGCAAUUUCAACGGAAGAAGACGGAGAUUUGGAGGAGGAGGAAGAAUGGAACGAUUGGGAAGGCACGAAAUCUCGACCAGAACGAUGGGCCCCCUUGGGUGCUAAUGACUCUGACAUUGAGAGGUAUGACGACUACAAGUACGACAAUAGCUCUCCAACCAAGUUUGGCAGUGGCGAGGACGACUUGACAGAUCCGAUCGAAAUUAGAAAAAUGAAGGAAAAUCAUGAGCAGCUCACGUCCGCUUUGUUAGCACUUACGACACAUUUUGCUCAGGUUCAAUUCCGAAUUCAGCAAAUUGUGUCCGCCCCCGUAAAGGAGAAAGAGCACUUGCUUCGUGACCUGGAGGAAUUUACCUUCCGCGGAAUCCCCUCCGCCGUGUCGACCGUGAACAUUGGAACGAUGAAUCUAUCCUGCCACCCGGAUGAUAUCAAGGGGAAAAUCGAACUUCAAAAAGAGCAACAGAAGGACUUAAUUGGACAAUUAAAAACUCAAUUAGAGGAAUUAGAAUCAUAUGCGUAUGAAACUGGAGAUGCUGGUCUUCCACAAAGCGUCCUUUUAGAACAUCAUAAAAUUGUUGUUGAUCAACUCCGAGAAAAAUUAAACUUCAACGUAGACGAGUUAGGACGCGUCAGUGGGGACGACUUAAGAUCACACGUUGAUCAAGCUAUCGAUGAGCUUGUCGGCCCUAUAAAAAUGAAGGAGCAAUUGGUAGAUCAACUUAAAACCCAAAUCUCUGACCUAGAACGUUUCAUUCAGUAUUUGCACGGCGAAGCGACCUGUACCUGCGACUGUCCCAAAUCCUCCAAAAGUGGCAGUGGUAGUGAAAGUGGGGAGAGUAAUUCAAAUUCAAAACCAAAGUGUACUCACUACAGGGAUGAAGAUGAAGAAGAGAUUCGGACAAAAACAGUACAAAUGAUGAAGAAAGCGUUGACACUCAUCCAAAUGUUUGCCGUAGCUCAGUUUGGCUGUUCUAGUAAUCAAUUUGAUAUGAAUUCCUUGAAAAAGAGUCCAAAAGGCAAUCAUUGGGGAGACCUUCGAGCCGCACUUGAAAUGGCAGUGGCCCGAGUCUACAAUUUGGCUCUGCAGUCCGAUCUCCCUGCAGACAGCGACUACACGUCCGACUGUGAAGAAACGUCCACUGUCGUGUCCGUCAUCUGUAAUCAAGUCCUGACCUCAGCAGUUCGCAAAGACUUGGCGACCGCUCUUGGAAAUCUGCUGGAGCAUGGGCUCAUGCACGUGGGCCAGAGUCAGGGUCUUUUGUCCCUAGCAAACUGUUUUUCGUCCCGAAGUUCAGCAGGGAGUGGGUUUCUUACCGCGUGGGAUUUAAUUCUAAAGUAUUAUUCGAUUAAAAACGGGGAAAAGUAUAAUGCCACCGCGGCCAGGAAAUUAUCACAAAGUUUCGCAUUAGAAAUAGUUGGGUCGACAGCAAUCACAAAUAAACAGCUUCUCCUGAGUACCAUCGAUAACAUUAUAUCCAGCCAUAGUCGUUACAAAAGGAGUCCAGAGUCUCAUUUCAAGGCUUUUAUUUGUGCAGCGUUAAACUGCAAGAAACUUGUAAUCUGGAUUCGUCUAAUUGUAAGAACGCAAGAAAUAAUGGAGCAGUAUUAUCAGCCAUGGAGCUACGUCAACAAAAUGGGUUUUGAAGAUGCGCUCAGAUCACUUGAUAAACUCUCAUCCAUAAAUUUCGAUCUUCCCGUGGAUUUGGCAAUAAGACAAUUUCAAAAUAUCAAAGAUGCAUUUCAAUAAUGAAGAAAUUGCAAAAUAUUUUUAUCCUAUCCUAUAAUUGAGUAAUUAUGAUUAAGUAAUUAAUUAAACUUACAACAAUUAGUGCAUAGUUGAUAGAGGAACGUAUAUGUAAUAACACAGUCAAGUACUUACAGAGAACGAGAGAGAAAGAGGUGUGUCUUCUCAUAUCAUAAUAAUAAAAAUGUCUCCAAUAAAAUCGAAUAACACAAA